This is a messenger RNA of Nasonia vitripennis (jewel wasp), 2978 nucleotides long. RefSeq names its product beta-1,4-glucuronyltransferase 1. The coding region runs from base 188 to 1588 and encodes 466 amino acids. NCBI's taxonomy places the organism in Eukaryota, Metazoa, Arthropoda, Insecta, Hymenoptera, Pteromalidae. The transcript is spliced from 5 exons. The record is from RefSeq and is a predicted model, not a curated record.
CGCGCAAGCUCCGAGAAUCGAAAAUUCAAAAUCCAAAGCCAUUCUCAUCGCGUCCACCACCUCGAGAGGUAUACACUGUAUACGCGAAAGCUUCGCCCGGCAGAUGGCUCUGGCGUCCGGGUUGUGUAACCCGGCAGUGCUUUGCGCGUUAUGAGGCCGCAGUGCUGCUGCGGCAGCUGUGCUUGCGAUGCGCGCCCGCUGGCGCAGGUUCGCGGGCCUGGCUUUGUGCGCCUGCUGCCUGCCGCUGGCUCUGAGGCUUCUGCUCCUCGGCCGUAGUCUCGAGCCGAUGCUCCUCGUCAACGGCAUCUCGCAGGUGAAUCUCAACGACGAGGAGGCCGGCGAGCUUAGGACCAGGAGUGCUGUCGCCUCAGCCGCUGCGAGGAGGGACGCGGGGGAGAGCUACGCUGGGGGGUACAUGGCCGAUAGGAGUCCCGGUAACUUGUCUUACUGCAGAUGGCAAUACGGUCUACCGCUGAGCUUGAGUUACCUGGAGCAGGAGCUGAUAGGCAGUCCGGAAUCGCCGGCCGGUGGUCAGAACCGCGUGUUGCCGUUCGUUAUGCGCGGCGAGGCCGACACACUGCCCCAGGUGACGCUCUGCAGUCACGCUUCCGCUGACCAAGUCUACGGGGUCGUCGAGUUGGCUCGACGCUGGGAGGGACCCAUCAGUCUCGCGGUCUUCGCUCCGGGCGAGGACGUCGGACUCGCCGUAAGGAUGCUCGACAGGGCUUGUCGAUGCGAACCCGCCAUGUCCAAAGUCUCCGUCCACCUGAUCUUCCCUCGCGACAGGCCGGCGGCCUUGACCUCGUCCCGGUCGCCUGCAACGUCCCUCCCGAGCAUCCGCCAUUCGGAGUGCGGUGCCGUGGAACUACAGCAUUCGGCCGGUCAGGCCAACGGUACCGAGCGAGGAAGAGCCGGCAUAGCCUACCCCAUCAACGUGGCGCGCAACGUCGCCCGGUCCCUCGCCCCGACGCAACGAAUCCUCGUCUCGGACAUAGAGCUGCUGCCGAGCGAACGAUUGGCCUCGCGGUUCAGCGCGAUGCUGAAGGGCAGAUCGCCGAAAAGGGCCAUCGCCUUCGUUCUGCCGGUUUUCGAGGUCGAAGCUGGCGAGAGACCGCCCAACAACAAGCGCCAGCUGCUCGCAGCGCUGAGGAACGGCCUCGCUGUUUAUUUUCACAGGUUUUCUUGUCCACACUGCCAAAAAUUUCCCGGACUAAGCCGGUGGAUAUUGAGACCGGAUCCGGGCAGGGUAAGACCGUUGAUUAUUACUCGGAGAGAAUAUCCUCAUCACAGAUGGGAGCCUAUUUUUAUUGGAACAAAGCACGAUCCUCUGUAUACCGAAGAAAUGUCUUGGGAGGGUCGCCAGGAUAAAAUGACCCAGAUGUUCGAGAUGUGCCUAAUGAAUUACCGCCUAAUAAUCCUGGACGGCGCGUUUCUCGUCCACACGCCCGGGAUAAAGCAGCCGCCCCAGCAGCAGCCGCAGCUUUCGGAACGGCAGCGGGCCUACGAGCGACAGAACGCCCGCAUCUAUCAGCGGGUCACGCGUCGGCUGCUCAAGCAAUAUCCCGCCAAUCGCAGGUGCAAAGCCUGAGAUAUGUAUACUAUAUUUUAAAAGCUAUUGUAUAUGACACGUUGACGGAUUCGCCGCCGUGGCGGGAGAGACAUAACGCAGACAAUACUUGAACGCGCGAUGAGUUGUUAAACUGGAUAUAUAUAUAUAUAAAUAAUUAUAAUGUAGAGCGAGCUCGGGAGGUGAAAGGGUUACUAGAUUUGUAGGUGUUGUACUUUGCUUUUUGGACUAGUUCGAAAGGGAUGAACACGUGUUCGAAUGUUUACGAUUGUUUUCUAGGAAGUAGAAAAGGUUUUAUUUCCGUCGAUAUAUGUUUGAUAAUGAUUAAUCUAAGAUGAAAAUCGUAGUGGUUUGUUCCCUAUAAAAGGAUUGUGAGAAAGGGCUGAAUAACCGCUCUAAAUAUUUAAACUCGUUCAGCUUUCUCGGGACUUGAUUAUUUUAUCGGUUCAACAAUCAUCAAUUUUAAUGUUGCAUUUUCAUUUUGAGAGCAUACAAUUAAGAAACAUAUUGGAAGAUUUUUUCAAUGAACGUCAAAGACAUCGAAUAUAGCAUGAACAGAAAAACAUGUUGAAAUAUAGCAUUAAGAUAAUAAUUACGAUAGUUCCUUCGGAAGGGUCAAGACUUUCUCAGAAUUACCUAUAGCUAAAGCUAAAAUUUUCUCCUUUUAAAGAGUAAUUUCGCCGAAAAAUUUAUUAAAAGCACAGAUAUAGAAUUUUUACAUACGUAAAAGAUGCGUUUUUUGAUGAUAGAUCAUUUCAUUUGAUACAGGUAAGAAAGCUUUAAUAGAGAGGUAUAUCACCAUUAUAUCGAUAAUUGAAUACUACAAAUAAUUAGUUUUUCAAGAAACUUUUUAUAGAAUAAUUUUUAAAAUAAUAAUGAUAAUAAUAACUUACGAAUAGAUAUAGUCCGCAGGCGCUUGAAUAGAAACAUAUUGAAAGAACGAGAUAUAAUAAAGCUCGUAUAAUUAUAUAUUAUAUAAAGUAAAUGAAUUUGCAUUAGACUGAAGCACUAUUAUUCAUAUCAAUGAAUGUAAUUACUUGAGUACAAAAUUGACUUGUGUGCGUUUUUAGAUAUAUUCUGAUAAAUAAUGCAACAGCGUGUCGAUAGAAUAAUAAACAAUGUUUCCAAAAGUCAAGUAAGAGGCGAAAAGAAAAUAUAAUGUACAACGAAGCAACGACGAAAAAAUAUAAUAAAAUAUCAUCGAAUGAAAAACAACGUAAAACAUUUGUCGAAUAGGUUUUUAUUGAACAACGUCAAUUUUAACGUAGAGAUUAUCUUUCGAUAUACAUAUAUAUAUAAGCUUGCAGAAUCACGCCAGAAUUUUAUUGCCUGUUUUUAUGCGCUAGAGGCAAAUUGAUGUAGUUUAUAAGAAUAUUGUAUCAAUAAAGUGAGAUAUUUUUUCCCUUUUGAA